AUGACAGACUUCGAAUUGACAGCUGGGAAGGGAAAGAGCAGAGUAGAGCAGGUGCUCAAAUUCAAGAAACCUAGCAAACAAGAUCCAGCGGCGGCAAACCCCGCAGCAUGGGCGCAGCAGCAGCAGCUCCCCCCGUCCGACCGCCUGCACACGGCGGUGCUUCCCAAAAGCGGAAGCCUGCAGGGCGGUGGCACGGCGACGGACGGCGGAAAGAAGGGGGCGGCAGCGGAGCUGGCGCAAGUGGACCUGCGCGCGCUGAGCCACGCGCAGCGGGAGCGGCUGGUGGAGCGCGCGCUGGAGACGCUCGAUCAGGACAACGAGGCGUUCCUUACGAAGCUUAAAGCCCGCCUCGACCGCGUGGGGCUGAGCGUGCCGGCGGUGGAGGUGCGCUUCGAGGACGUGCAUGUCGAGGCGGGCGUGUAUGUCGGCACGCGCGCGCUGCCCACGCUCCUCAACUUCACGCGCAACUCGCUCGCCGCCGCGCUGCACUCACUGGGCGUGGAGUUGGAUGCGCGCCGCCCGUAUCCGAUCCUGCACGGGUGCUCGGGCGUGCUGCGGCCGGGCCGUAUGACGCUGCUGCUGGGGCCGCCAGGCGCCGGCAAGUCAACGCUCUUGCAGGCGCUCGCGGGCUGCCCCGAUAAGUCGCUCAAGGUAUCUGGCAGCGUGACCUAUAACGGGCAUGCUCUUAACGAGUUCGUACCAGAGCGCACAGCAGUGUACGUGCCGCAGAACGACGAGCACAUCGGCGAGAUGACCGUCCGGGAGACCCUCGACUUCUCCGCGCGCCUGCAGGGCCCGGGGCUCAGGAAAGACCUAGUGGCGGAGCUGGAGAGGCGCGAGGUGGAGCAGGGCAUUGUACCGGACCCUACUAUGGACGCCGUCAUGAAGGCGAUGGCACUGGAGGGCAACCCCACCAACAUCAUCACAGACUAUGUGCUCAAGAUUCUAGGCUUGGACAUCUGUGCAGAUACUGUGGUAGGGAAUAACAUGCUGCGCGGCAUCUCAGGCGGGCAGAGGAAGCGCGUGACCACAGGCGUGGCGCUGGUGGGCGGGCAGCAGGUGCUGCUGAUGGACGAGAUCAGCACGGGCCUCGACUCCUCCACCACCUUCCUCAUCACGCUCUGCCUGCGCCACCUCACGCACCUCCACGCCGCCACCACGCUCGUGGCUCUCCUCCAGCCUGCCCCCGAGACCUACGAGCUCUUUGACGACGUGCUGCUGCUCUCCGAGGGCCACGUCGUCUUCCACGGGCCCCGAGAGCAGGACCAGGGGCAGUACUGGAAGGGGGGAGUGGCUGGGGCAGAUGGUGGGGUGGGCGGGAAAAGCCAGCCGUACCACUAUGUGCCGGUGCAGGCGUUUGAGGCGGCAUUCAAGGAGACGCAGAUCGGCAAGGCCACUGCUGCCCACCUCUCGGUGCCCUUCCCAAAAGAAAAGAGCCCUCCAGGUGCACUGGUGCAUAAGCGCUACGCUCUCCCCACCUCAGAGAAGUUCCGCGCAGUCUUCGCGCGCGAGUAUCUGCUUAUGCGCGCAACCCCCAUCUCCCAUCCCACCUUAUCCCCCCACCAGGUGCCCUACCCCAAGGAGAAGAGCCCCCCCGGCGCACUCGUCCACAAGCGCCACACCCUCCCAACCUCCGAGAUGUUCCGCGCAGUCUUCGCGCGCGAGUUUCUUCUCAUGCAGCGCAACUCCAUCCUCUACGCAGCCCAAACCAUCCAAAUCAUCCUUGUAGCUCUCGUCGCCAUGACCGCCUUCUUCCGCACCACGCUCACCGUCUCCCUGCAAGACGCCAACUACUACCUCGGAGCCACAUUCUUCGGUGUGGUCAUGAUGCUCUUCAAUGGAUUCACGGAGCUCCCGCUGGUCAACUUCCGCCUGCCGGUGUUCUACCGCCAGAGGGACGCGUUUCUGUACCCCGCGUGGGCGUGGGCCGUGCCUCUCGAGCUGCUCUCCAUGCCCUUCUCCGCGUGGGCGUCCAUCAUCUGGACCACCUUUACGUACUAUGGCAUUGGCUUCGCACCCGAACCGGGCAGCUUCUUGCCGUUGAUCUUCUUUUCCAUCCACUCCAUCUUCUCGUCAUCCAUCCUCCCGUAUUCCCGUCUCCUUCCUCCGCUCCCCCUCCACCCCCCACUGCAGUUUCGCCGUGCAGAUGCUGCUCUUCUUCCUCAUCCACCAGCUCUCAUUCUCCGCCUCAUAGGGGCGCUGGGCCGCAACAUGGUGAUGCUGCUCUUCUUCCUCAUCCACCAGGUCUCCAUCUCCCUCUUCCGCCUCAUAGGAGCGGUGGGCCGCAGCAUGGUGGUUUCCACCACCUUUGGCUCAUUCGCCGACAUCCUCUUCGUCCUCAUGGGCGGCUUCGUCAUCGCAAAAGCCGACAUCAGCAACGUGUGGAUCUGGGCGUAUUGGCUCUCGCCUCUCAUGUACGCGCAGAACGCCCUCGCUGUCAACGAGUUCCUCGCCCCCCGCUGGAACGUCUCCGCAGGGCCGCUCUUCCCCUCCUCAGCCACCAUGGGGCAGGUUUUGCUGGAGAGCCGCUCGAUCCCAGCGGAUGGCAAGUGGGCCGGCAUUGGCGUGGCGGCACUCAUCGGCUACAUCCUGCUCUUCAACCUCCUCACUGUUGCCGCGCUCGCCUAUCUUGAUCCGUGGGACCGGCCGGCCGCAGCCGGUGGUGUCGGAGGAGCAGAUAGAGGCGAAGCAUGCCCAUGGGACCAGCCGCAACCGGUGGUGUCGGAGGAGCAAAUAGCGUGGGACCGGCCACAGCCAGUGGUGUCGGAGGAGCAGAUAGAGGCGAAGCACACCGCCCGUACGGGCGAGGUGGUGGUUGCAGCGGGCGGCAACAGGAAGCGGUCCACCCGGCAGGAUGCUGGCAGUGCUCUGGACCGCUACUGCACCAGCCACACAGGGGCCAAAGACGUGGAGUCACAGCCCGAGUCCACGGAGGGCAAGCACGGCAUGGUACUGCCGUUCGCGCCGCACUCGCUCUCCUUCCACAACGUCAACUACUUCGUCGACAUGCCCGCCGAGAUGCGCGCCGAGGGCGCCCCCCCCGACGCGCGCCUGCAGCUGCUGCGCAACGUGUCGGGCGCCUUCCGCCCCAAAGUGCUGACAGCGCUGGUGGGCGUGUCGGGCGCGGGCAAGACGACGCUCAUGGACGUGCUGGCGGGGAGGAAAACUGGCGGGUAUAUUGAGGGGGACGUGCGCGUGUCGGGCUUCCCCAAGGUGCACUCCACGUUUGCACGCGUGGCGGGGUACUGCGAGCAGAGCGACAUUCACACGCCGCAGGUGACGGUGCACGAGAGCCUGCUCUUCUCCGCGUGGCUGCGCCUGCCGGCAGAUGUGGACGUGGAGGUGAGGGAGGAGUUUGUGGAGGAGGUGAUGGAGUUGGUGGAGCUUGAUAGUCUGCGCGACGCCAUGGUGGGGCUGCCGGGGGUCAAUGGGCUCUCCACGGAGCAGCGCAAGCGCCUCACCAUUGCCGUCGAGCUCGUCGCCAACCCCUCCAUCAUCUUCCUCGAUGAGCCCACCAGCGGGCUCAAUGCACGGGCAGCGGCCAUUGUGAUGCGCACCGUGCGCAACACGGUGGACACGGGGCGCACGGUGGUGUGCACCAUUCACCAGCCCAGCAUCGACAUCUUUGAGGCCUUUGAUGAGUUGCUGCUGAUGAAGCGGGGAGGCGAGGUGAUAUACAUGGGCCCCUUGGGCACGGACUCGCGGCUCAUGAUAGACUACUUCCAGGCCAUUCCAGGCGUGCCGCCCCUCCCCGCCGGCUACAACCCAGCCACGUGGAUGCUCGACAUCUCCACGCCCGCCAUGGCCGACAAACUCAACCUCGACUUUGCCGACAUCUUCCGCAAAUCAGACCAGUUCCGCCGCAACGAGGCGCUCAUCGAGUCGCUCAAGACGCCCCCGCCAGGCCAGCAGGACCUCGCCUUCGCCACUCAGUACGCCCGGAGCUACGCAUCGCAGUACACUGCCAACCUGUGGAAGCGCGCGCACAUGUACUGGCGUGCGCCGGACUACAACGCGAUGAGAUACUUUUCCAGUGUUGUCAUGGCGCUGCUGAUCGGAGGCGUGUACUGCGGGCAGGGGCAGCAGCGCAGCACGCAGCAGCAGGUGCUGAACCUGAUGGGCGCCAUGUACACGGCGGCCAUCUUCAUGGGGUGGAACAACUCUGCCUCCAUCCAGCCCAUCAUCGCCGUCGAGCGCACCGUCUUUUACCGCGAGCGCGCCGCAGGGCUGUAUGGUGCCAUCCCGUACGCCCUGGCGCAGGGGGCGAUCGAGGUGCCGUAUGUGUUGGUGCAGACGUUCAUCUACUCGCUGAUCACGUACGCGAUGAUCCAGUUUGAGUGGACGGCCGGCAAGUUCUGGUGGUACACGCUCUUCAUGUUCCUCACGCUCUUCUACUUCACGUGCUACGGCCUCAUGGCCAUCGCCAUCUCGCCCAACGAGCAGAUCUCCAUGGUCUUCUCUAGCUUCUGCGUCUCCUCCUGGAACCUGCUUUGCGGUUUCCUCAUUGCGCGACCCCACAUUCCGGUGUGGUGGCGGUGGGCCUACUGGAUCGACCCCAUCUCCUGGACCCUCUAUGGCCUCAACGCCUCACAGCUGGGAGAUGUGACGACGACCCUGCAGGUGCCAGGGGUGACCCCGGACCCAACGGUGCAGGUGUAUCUGGAGGAGGUGUUUGGCUACCAGCACUCGUGGCUCGGCUAUGUUGUGCUUGUCAACAUCGGAUUCAUCAUCCUCUUCUUUACCGUCUUCGCUUUCUCAAUCAAGAAGCUUAACUUCCAAAACCGCUAA
Messenger RNA from Closterium sp. NIES-65, 4788 nucleotides. NCBI's taxonomy places the organism in Eukaryota, Viridiplantae, Streptophyta, Zygnematophyceae, Desmidiales, Closteriaceae. The record is from the annotation of a GenBank genome assembly.